Molecule: messenger RNA, 2820 nt
Organism: Hyla sarda
Lineage: Eukaryota; Metazoa; Chordata; Amphibia; Anura; Hylidae
Gene: ATRIP
Product: ATR interacting protein
Exons: 14
Coding region: 199-2589 (796 amino acids)
Biological process (GO): DNA repair; DNA damage checkpoint signaling
Source: RefSeq, a predicted model, not a curated record
CAUCCAGGACGUUAUCUCCGCUCUGUCACUGGGGGCGGGGAUAGGAGCUGCGCGCUGAUUGGCUGGCCGCUUCCUGUGUUUUCCCCGGCUGUGUGUGAAUCGUGUGGCCGCCAAAGUAUGACUGCGAGCCGGAGAGGGGAGGAGGCCGGGCCCUGAGCCCCAAGACGGGGAGCUGCACAGGGAAACAGCUGGCAAAUUAUGUCCAUAAACCCCCUGUUUACAACAAAGAAAAGAGACCUCUCCGUGUUAUACAGCGCAAACAAGGUUAAAGCAAACUCCUCCUCUGCAAGUCACCAAAGUGCCCAUUCUUCCUGCAAUGGUCAAGGAAUAUUUCCUCCAUCAAAGCGUUGCCGUUCAUCGAAUAUUUCUGAAUAUAAAGCUAUGGAGGAUGUUUUUGGUGAUGGCGAAGACUUCACAGCUGAUGACUUGGAGGAAAUUGACAUCAUAGCGUCUCAGGCUUAUACACAGGAUUCCGGUGCUGCAAACAGUCGUACAAACCAUGUGCAAAGUAAUGUGACAGGGAAGAAUCGACAGACAUCUACCUUCCUACAGCCACAAAAACCUGCACCCCCUAAACGGGGACGCGAGCUCUUAAACUCGCGUACUGAUGGUGAGACCUCCAGUGAAGCUUUGCAGUCUCAACAAGAACUACUAAAGCAAAAGCUGAAUGUACUACAAGAGGAUCUUAUCUUAAAAAAUGGUGAAAUUAAAGUCUUGCGCGAUGCCUUGCGUCAGGCAGAGUCUAGCCUUGAACAGCAAAGAAUUGCUCAUGUCUUGUCAGAAAAAGAGAAGACUCAAGCUCAGUCUGAGAAAGAAAAAGAAUUACUGAAAAAGAUUCAGUCUUUGCAGUCAGAGCUACAGUUUAAAGAUGCAGAGAUGAAUGAGUUGAAGACCAAAGUGCAGGGCUGUGAGCGGAGAACUGUGGUGCCACAAAUUAGUCCCAAGAAGAGUCCGUCUGUGUCAGUGAAGCUUGAAUCAUGUUCUUCGCCACAACCAGGGAAGAGCAAUUUCCCCACCAAGGAGUCUUUUAGGGCCAGUACCAGCCUUAAACCCCAUACGCCUGUAUCUCCUCUGCUCAUUCAUCUGCCAGCUAAGACGGACAUUGAAGCUAUAAAUGCAGCAGUCAGACAAGCCAAAGUAUUUUCUGCUUCUUACUGCAAACAGAGUAUGGACAGGCAAGGUUCUGUACUUCUAAGUACUUUAAUGCAACAGUCGGAGUCUCUUGGUCCUCCUGGUCUCUGCCACCUCCUCAGCAGUGAUGUGGGGGGUGCGAAAGCAUCUUCUAUACAGAGAACCCAAUCAAACAACUCUUCAGGAACAUCAGCUUCCAGUGUUAUGUCUCCAUUACAAUGUGCAGCCCUGAAAGACUGUCAGAAGUUGGCCAUCUCUGCAUUAAAUUCAAUUGCUUUGGGUGAGGAAGAUAUGGAAAAGAAAGGCUCACAAGGCCAGAGAGGACCAGUGCAUCUCAACAAAAUGUGUCGGCUAGCUGGGGCUCUGCGCAUGUUGCCUCUUGUUGAAUAUCAUAUUACGACCUACUACCAGGCUCUGGAAAAGUCAGACGUUGGUCCUUCUGAUAGUCAGUCCAUAUCAUCCGGCAGCACGGACAGCGGCACCAUGACCAACGCCGAGCACGCUAUCUCCCGAUUCACAGAGCUCGCGCUGGCCUCACUUGAGAUCCUGGAUCGCCUGGUGUGUCAUAGCCUCGAUGUUGUAGACACUUUGCUGCGGAUAAGUACAUUGCCAUCAUCUGAAGCUGAGAAAGAAACUAAUACUGUGAUAAAUAGAGAUUUGGAUAAUGAGGAGCAAAUGUUGAAUCCAUUAUUUAAAAAAUUAGUUCUUAUUUUGUCAUCUACUGUUGUCACUUAUAAGCGAGAAACCAUCCGAGAGCGGGUGCUUCGUAUACUGGUGACACUGGCAGAAAAUUCUUCCAUUGAGCAGUUGACCAGGUUUCAGGGAUUGCUCAGCUCUCCUGUGCUGCUCCAGUGCCUAUCUCCAGAGGCUUCCCUCUCUGUGGCCCUCAAUGCUGUCCGUCUGUUGGCUCUUCUUGCAGAUGACGAAAGGCUAGCUGGACUUUUUUGUUCAUGCUCAGAGCAGUGUCUCCUGCUUGCCUUGUAUACGUACAUCAUCUCUAAGCCGGAUAAACAAGCAUCAGAGAAGCAGUGGCUUCAAUUGGAACACGAGGUGGUUCGGUUCUUAAAUAAACUGAUCAUCCAAGGCUCGAGUUCUCUUUCUGCCAGAUCUGGAGUAACAUGUGUGUGUAACAGAGAGGUUGUGAAGGCGCUGGUUCUGACUCUUCACCAGGAAUGGCUUAAUGUGCGGUGCCUAAAUGUGCUGUUGCCGACUACAAACCAAAACAAGUCAGUGCUGUUUCUCAGAGAAGCAGUCAUGGUUCUGCACAGCCUCUACCAAAAGGACAAAAGCUUUAGUGAACAUUGUUUGGAGGUCUUCCACCAGUAUGACCAAGCUGUGCCCGGAAUCCGAGCGUUGUUUAGAAAAUUCAACACCUUGAAUGAAAAUGAAGAGUUUGCACUUGAUGAACUGAGUCCACCAGAAGUUGAGACAGAAGAUGAAAGCAUGGACUGCACAUAAUUCUGGACAUGUUGCAAAGACUUUAUAUGCCUUUCUCUCUAAUGUCCACAUGUAUUUUAAACACGUGGAAGUUUAUAAACAAUUUUUCUAAGAUUGGGCAAAAUUCCACACAGUAAUAAUUUCUGGUCACGUUUUAAAUCUCUUGUCUGUAGAAUCCUGGUAUCACUUUAAUGAAAUAUACUGUAUUUUUAAAGAUAAAUAUUCAUUUAAAUAUAUAAAAAUCUUGUAAUA